Molecule: messenger RNA, 201 nt
Organism: Peronospora matthiolae
Lineage: Eukaryota; Oomycota; Peronosporomycetes; Peronosporales; Peronosporaceae
Source: the annotation of a GenBank genome assembly
AUGAAAGGGUCGGGGGUGGCAGCUCGCGAUGGCAACAAAAGCUUGCCAGGAUCAAGAUCUCUCGCGUCGAUGAAGUGGCGUGCAGGUCGUGGCUACGACGGGCACGCAUCGAAGUUGUUGGUAAGAGGCGGUGGUCACGGUAGGCGUCCGAUCAUGCCCAUCGAGGUUUGGUUGGUUCGGGUGGAGUCGAACGACCGGUAG